This is a messenger RNA of Dermatophagoides pteronyssinus (European house dust mite), 2016 nucleotides long. RefSeq lists its product as uncharacterized. Gene Ontology annotation, cellular component: nucleolus. NCBI's taxonomy places the organism in Eukaryota, Metazoa, Arthropoda, Arachnida, Sarcoptiformes, Pyroglyphidae. The record is from RefSeq and is a predicted model, not a curated record.
AAAUUAGAAAACAAAAUGGCAAGACGAAAAAAAUUCAACAAUGGAAAAACAAUCAUAAUUCAAAAUGAACAAAAAUCACCAAAAAUUUGUAAUAAUAAGGCAAAAUCAGUGUCGAAUGUUGAACCAUCAUCGCCGAAUCAAAACAAACAAUUAUUAUUGAAAUUGUUAAAAUUUUAUAAUAAUUUAGUUCGAUUAAUGUUAUUGGAUCGAAAAGAAUUGAAACAAAUUCAAAAUGAUUAUAAAUGGUUUGAUAAUGAUUUGGAAAAAUUUUAUCAAAAAAUUAUCAACAAUUUUGCCAAUGGAAUGGAAAAAUCGGAUAAAUCAUCUUCACAAAAAACAUGGCGAAAUUUGAAGCAAACUUUUUUAGCAACAUUUAAUAAUAAUGAUUUGAAAACGAUAAAAAAAUUACCGCCAAAAAAUAAUGAUGCCAAAAAUUUAAAUAUCAAUCAACAGAUGGAAUCUGAGCAGCGAUCUAAAAUGAAACGAAUGUUAAAAAGAAAAUUAGAUGAUGAUAAUGAUCUUCAAACAAAAACUGAAGAAAAAUCAUGGGCCACUUCAACCGAUAGACCAAGACGUUCUUGUACGUUGAAAAAACCCGAACAACCAUCGAAAAUAAUUAUCAAAUCUAAAUCAAAAAAUGUUUCGGCGAAAAUUCCACCAAUAAUAUCCAUUUCUUCUGAUGAUAGUGAUGAUGAAACUUCAAGCGAUGAUUCGGAUAGUGAUACAACUAGUUCAACUAGUUCAACUAGUGAUUCAUCAUCAUCAUCAUCAUCAUCAUCAGAUAAUGAUGAAGAAAAUUCAAAGAAAAAUGUCGAACAAUUAGUUGUCAAUUGUGAUCCAUUUAAUUGUAUGCCAAGUACAAGUCAUAAUAAUAAUAAUCAUUCCAAUACGAAUUAUCAAAAAUCAACUUUAACAAAUUUUCUAACAAUUUUAUCACCAUCACCAAAUACAUCGUUAACAACAACAACAGCAGCUGAAACAAAUGUUACUUCGAGUCCAAAUGUUUUAGCCAUGAGAAUAGUUGAUAAUCAAUCGAAUCAACAAUCAUCAUCAUCAUCAUUAUCGAUCAACAAUAAUCAACGAUUCAAUUUAAUGGCUACUGGCCAAAAAUUGCCACCAUUAUUGAAUCAAAAUUUUAAAACAGCAUUUCUAUUACCAUCAUCAUCAUCAUUAUCGAAACCAAAUCAAUCAUUUACCGGAAAAGUAUUAUUAUUAAAUUCAAAACCAAUAUUAGUACAAAAUGGUAAUGAAAUUCAAUUGCCAAUGAUUGCCAAUAAUCUUCAUAAUUCAUUAUCAACAGUUCCGGUUAAAAAUUUUCAACAGCCAAAUGAUAGAAAAUCAUUAUCAUCAUUAUUAUCAUCGUCGACAUUGAAUCAAUCAUCAACAGGUAAACAACCAUUACAACAACCUGAAAUCAUUAAAAUCGAAGAUGAUUCCGAUGAUGAUGAUAACAUUGAAAUGCCUAACAAAAUUUCGAAACCAAAUACUGCAUUGGAAAAUUGUGUUCAAACAAAAAAACAAAACGAACAGAAACAACAACAACCACAACAACAAAAUUCUAAUCAUGAAUCAUCAUCAUUGAAAAAAUCAUCAUCAACAUUCGGAAAAGAACAGAUAUUACAUUCAACACCAAAUCCACAAAACAAUGGUCAAUUGGCUAAUGUUCCAAUGCAAUUAUUACAGAAUCAUGGAUUGGUUCGGCCAAAUCGACCAACACCAGCCAUACUACGAUCAACAGCUAUCAAUAAAAUUAUUUCAAAAUCGCUAAAUCCAAAUCUAUCACCAUCAUCAACACCAUCAUCGAUUGUCAAACAAUCAAAUGAUCCGAAAAUAUUUCAUAGUCAUUGUCAAUGUGAUGAAGAUUGGAAAACAUCUAAAAAAGCUAAAAAAGCCGAAUAUAUGAGAAGAUAUCGUAAAAAUAAAAAAGCACAAAAUCAAAACACUAAUUCUUUAGUUGAUCAAAACAUUUUAAAAAAUGAAUAAAUUGUUUUUCAAUUCAAUGUUCGAAAAUUCGAU